Messenger RNA from Cebus imitator (Panamanian white-faced capuchin), 1976 nucleotides. Its product is annotated as E3 ubiquitin-protein ligase RNF181-like. The record is from RefSeq and is a predicted model, not a curated record. NCBI's taxonomy places the organism in Eukaryota, Metazoa, Chordata, Mammalia, Primates, Cebidae. Bases 618 to 1070 code for a protein of 150 amino acids. Gene Ontology annotation, biological process: protein ubiquitination. Gene Ontology annotation, molecular function: ubiquitin protein ligase activity. The transcript has a single exon. Gene Ontology annotation, cellular component: cytoplasm.
GUCUCAAACUUCUGACCUCAGGUGAUCCACUUGCCUUAGUCUCCCAAAAUUCUGGGAUUACAGGUGUGAGCCACCGCACUUAGCCUCAGUUGAUUUUAUGAAAACUAAAUUACCCUAAAAAAUGUGAAUGAGACUUUUUGAAUCAGUUGAAGACCUUUGGGCAAACUAUGAGGCUUCCAAGGCAAGAAAAUAUUCUGCCUCAAGAUGACAGUAGCAACUACAGAUUAGGUUACCAGUCUGUCAGUCUGGUCUACAAAUAUUAGACUGAUGACUGCAACAUUGUGACUUUCCAGCCUGCCAGGCUGCUGAGGUGUAAUAUGUGACAUCAAUAACUUAAAAUUAGGGGUGGAAACAGACGUAAAGAAGCAGAGUUUUCUUUUCUUUCUUUCUUAUUUUUUUGAGGAGGGACUUGAUCCACUGCUGGCUAUGAAGGCCAUGAAGGUUUGCCCCAGAAAGUGGAAACUUCAAGUGCUGGAUUCAUGGGAUGUUGAUGAAAGAAGCAGAGUUUUCAUAUGUGAUUGAAGUUGGUUUGAAUUCAAGAUUGUUAUAACUAUAUUGCUACAUGUAAUACCACAGUAAUCACAAGCAAAAUAUUCAUAAAAUAUACACAAAAGAAAAUGAGACUGCAAUUAAAACAUAUCACUAGAAAAAAACCACAGGAUCUGAGAGCUGCGUCGGAUGGCUGGGCAGCCAUGGCAUCCUAUUUCAAUAAACACAAGUGUGAGCCAUUGGACCCCGAGCAGGAGACUCGAACCAACCUGCUGCUGGAGCUCGCAAGGUCACUUUUCAAUAGGAUGGACUUUGAAGACUUGGGGUUGGUAGUAGAUUGGGACUACUACCUGCCUCCAUCAGCUGCCAAGACUGUUGUGAACCUCCCCAGGAUAGUCAUCAGAGGCUCUCAGCCUGAGCUCAAGUGCCCCGUGUGUCUUUUGGAAUUUGAGGAGGAGGAGACUGCCAUUGAGAUGCCUUGCCAUCACCUCUUCCAUUCCAGCUGCAUUCUGCCCUGGCUAAGCAAGACAAAUUCCUGUCCCUUGUGCCACCAUGAACUUCUCAUUGAUGAUGACACUUAACGCUGAGCACAGAUGAGAUAAGGUUUGAAAACAGCAGCAGCAGCAUCGACUGGAGAACCUUCAGGGAGCCAUGUACAUGUUAGGAGGCUGGGGCUGAGCGCCGGCCCUCUGUGUCUUCGUUACAAACCUUGAAUCUUCAUUAAAGGUUUCUUUACCAUCCACCCCAAAAGAAAAAAUAAACACAAAGGAAGGUUGGAAUAAAGGAGAUGAGGGCUGAAAGAGUUAUAAGAUAUGCAUAAAACCAACAUCACAAUUACAGAAGCAAGUCCUUCUUUAUCAGUAAUUAUUUGAAAUGUAAAUGGAUUGAACUCUCCAAGCAGAACUCAAAGAUGAUCACAAUGGAUAGAAUAAAAAGAGUCUUGUUGUAUGGUGGCUACAAGAUCCUCACUUUGGACCUAAGGAAACACACAAGUUGAAAGUGGAAGGAUAGAAAAGAUAUUCAUGAAAAUAGUAACUAAGAAUUUUUUAUGAUCUCUCAUAGGGUUCUAUGUGAUGCACGGGCUCAGAUGAUGGCCUGGGAGUUUUACAUGGUUUAGGGUGGAAGUGAAAGAAACCAGAUGCAGGCAGGAUGGUUAAUAGCAGUGCCUAGAACUGAGAUAACCAUGCUUCUGUCACAUUUAUUGACUAAUAUAUCAGACCUGUUUAUGUUUCAGAGGGUGGAGAGGCCUGACCUCUUGAUAAGGGAGUGGUGGGUUAAACUAGUAUGAUGGAAGAUAUUUUUGCAGCCUUCUUUGGAAAAUACAUGCAAUCCAAAACAUCUAUUUGCCAAAAAGGAAGACCACCAUCACAGCUUACCUACCCCUCAAGUCUAAGCCCUGUGAUUCUAUAGUAUCCUGAGGAAGGAUCAUGUCUUGGGAAGUAGGUGUGGAGUCAAAGCUGUAAAUAAAGCCCCAUAUACAGCCACAA